This is a messenger RNA of Gossypium raimondii (Peruvian cotton), 1879 nucleotides long. RefSeq names its product probable protein phosphatase 2C 63. The transcript is spliced from 4 exons. Gene Ontology annotation, biological process: protein dephosphorylation. Bases 419 to 1531 code for a protein of 370 amino acids. NCBI's taxonomy places the organism in Eukaryota, Viridiplantae, Streptophyta, Magnoliopsida, Malvales, Malvaceae. Gene Ontology annotation, molecular function: protein serine/threonine phosphatase activity; cation binding. The record is from RefSeq and is a predicted model, not a curated record.
UGGGAUUCAUGGGAGUGUGAAACUAAAGAAAGAAAGCAGAAGAUAGAUUUGGAGGCAACGCGUUAGUUUGUAAAGGAAUUGGAUUCUGUGUAGCUGACAUCCACUGGAUAAGUUCUCCCAACAAAUACGUCAAUCCCCACUUUUCUUUUUCUCUUAUUUGAUUAACCGUUUACUUUGAACCCUUCCAAAUUUCAACCGUCCUUCUGUCCUGUUUCGAACUCCCAUUACACUUAUAACAUAAAGGAAAAAGAAACACAAAAUACUAUGAUCUCAUUUUUAUCAUACAUUUCACAACUCCACUUCCUGGAAAUAUCCACUGCUGUUUUCUUUCCCCAAAGAAAUCCCAUUGUUUUUAUUUAGAGAUUCCUUGUACAACUUUUCUUGUUUCUCAAAGAAGGUCCAAGUUGAGUCAGAGAGGAUGUUGGAGAUGUGCACAAGGCCAUUAGAGAUGUGCUUUGGAGGAGGUGGAGGUGGAGGCGAUGAGCUCUUAUGGCAUAUGGAUUUGAAGCCCUACGUUUCUGGGGACUAUUCCAUAGCAGUUGUUCAAGCCAAUUCCUCUUUGGAAGAUCAAGGUCAGGUGUUUACUUCCCCUUCCGCCACUUACGUCGGCGUCUACGACGGCCAUGGUGGACCUGAGGCUUCCCGUUUCAUCACUCAACAUUUGUUCCCUUUUCUUCAUAAGUUUGCAUCAGAGCAUGGGGGGUUAUCGGCAGAAGUAAUAAAGAAAGCCUUUGAUGCUACUGAGGAGGAGUUUCUGCACUUAGUGAAACGAUCGUGGCCAGCCAGGCCACAAAUCGCUUCUGUUGGUUCCUGUUGUCUUGUUGGGGCAAUUGCAAACGAUGUUUUAUAUGUGGCUAAUCUUGGUGACUCAAGGGCGGUUCUUGGCCGGAGAGUGUCUCCAAAUGGACCUAAUAAUCAAGUGGUGGCCGAACGGUUAUCAACCGAUCAUAAUGUCGCCGUUGAAGAGGUGAGGAAGGAGGUUGUGGCGCUCCACCCCGAUGAUUCUCAUGUUGUGGUGUAUAACCAUGGAGUUUGGCGGAUAAAGGGCAUAAUUCAGGUCUCGAGGUCCAUCGGAGAUAUGUAUCUGAAGAAACCUGAGUUCAUUCAGCAGUUCGGUUUACCGAUUCCUUUGAAAAGGCCUGUAAUGACUGCAGAACCAUCUAUAUUAAGUCGGAAGUUGAAACCUCAGGAUCUGUUCUUGAUUUUUGCAUCUGAUGGGCUUUGGGAGCAAUUAAGUGAUCAAGUAGCUUGUGAGAUUGUUCUGAAAAGUCCUAGAGUUGGAAUAGCAAGGCGACUGGUACGAGCUGCGGUUCAGGAGGCAGCAAAGAAAAGAGAAAUGAGAUACGACGAUAUUAAAAGGAUUGAAAAAGGAGUAAGACGCCAUUUCCACGAUGAUAUCACCGUUAUAGUCAUAUACUUGGAUCAUCCGUUGAGUUCUUCAAAUGGUAGAUUCAAGGAGGACGAUUUUAUCGACUGCACUAGUGCCCCUGUUGAUAUCUUCUCGCUCAAUGUCGAUGAAGCUGAUGAUUAGUUUCCUUUCCCCCAUCAUGUGAAUGAACAAAAAAUAUGAAUGUGACAUAGAUUAAAUCCUGUUGGACGACCAGUGACGAGAAGAAAAUGGGAAUUUGAAAUAAUAUGCUCAUCCAAGGUUGCUGUACAUAGUUGUUUUUGUCACUUCCAUGGGUGCCAAAUUGAAGCAACUGCUCACUUCCCUGCUUGGUUUUUGUUGUCAUCUUAAAUACUUCCCCCCCUCCGUAGGAAUUUACUAUGCAUACAAUUUUUUCUUUCUUUUUUUUCUUUUGAAGAGAUUCUCAACAGUUUGUUCUCUUGAAGAUUAAAUAUAUAUAUUAGCUAGAAUAAGAAGAACCAAGAUUUGGCA